AUGAUUAUUGCUGCUGCUGUGAAGAAAUGGGUGGCAUUUGCCUCGCUUUUCUUCAUACUGGUGUCCAUAACCACAUUCUGCCUGGAGACACACGAGGCCUUCAACCCCAUCGUUAAUCGCACAUUUUUUAACGCUCUCGACAACACCACCAAGUUUCACCUGGAGACAGAGACAGUGGUCUACCUAACUUACAUCGAGGGAGUGUGUGUGGUGUGGUUCACCUUUGAGUUCCUCAUGCGUGUCACCUUCUGUCCGGACAAAAUGAAAUUCAUCAAAAACACCCUAAACAUCAUAGACUUUGUGGCCAUCCUGCCAUUUUACCUGGAGGUAGGCCUGAGUGGGCUUUCUGGUUCAGAAGCAAAGGACGUUCUAGGUUUCCUCAGAGUGGUGCGAUUCGUUCGGAUCCUCCGAAUCUUCAAGCUGACGCGACACUUCGUGGGCCUGCGCGUACUGGGACACACUCUCCGCGCCAGCACUAAUGAGUUCCUCCUGCUUAUCAUCUUUCUUGCUCUUGGAGUGCUGAUCUUCGCCACCAUGAUCUACUACGCCGAGCGAAUCGGUGCCAAUCCCAAUGACCCGCGUGCCAGCGAUCACACCCACUUCAAAAACAUCCCAAUUGGCUUCUGGUGGGCAGUUGUGACUAUGACCACGUUGGGCUAUGGAGACAUGUAUCCUCAGACUUGGUCAGGCAUGUUGGUGGGUGCAUUGUGUGCUCUGGCAGGUGUGCUAACCAUCGCCAUGCCUGUGCCUGUCAUUGUCAAUAACUUUGGGAUGUACUACUCUCUAGCCAUGGCUAAGCAGAAGCUACCAAAGAAAAAGAACAAGCAUAUUCCCCGUGCCCCCCAGCUGGGCUCACCUAACUACUGUAAGUCCACCAUGAACUCACCCCACCACAGUCCACAAAGUGACCAUUGUGCUCCCGCUGCCCAGGAGGAGAUUUUAGAAAUGAGCAGAGCAGAUCCCAAAGUGAACGGUGAUGCAGCUAAAGCAGCGCUGGCCAAUGAGGAUUGUCCCCACAUAGACCAAACCCUUUCACCUGAGGACGGCCAGAUCUUUAACCCAAGUGAGCCACUGGGAGAAACUCCUCGUUUUCUGCUGAACGUCGGCAGACGAUCUACAAACACGGGUACCCGAGUGAGGAAGGCCGGAAUGUUCUCAGGGAGGUCAGGGGCGGAGCCGGCCGGCCCGACGCAUGGCACACAGGGUUACCCACUCCUGCAGCUAGGCUGGGCGCACAGCCCAGAAGACGGCCAUGCCAGGGUCACCACCUGAUACCCAUCCAUGUUUCCCUGUCUAACACAAUAGCGUUCAAAUCGCUCACAGCAGCCUUAGAUAAAUAAAAGGCCCCUACAUGCUAUGUAGCUUCACAGGUUGUCAAUUAACAUCACCAGAUGUAGUGAUAUUAAGACCAACACGUUUUCAUAUAAUCUGACACCACUGUUUAGUUUUUACAUAGACUUCAGAUUGCAAACAGAGUUAACUUUCCACAGCAAUUACACCACUUACAACGACAACAUAAACCUGCGAUUUCUGAUCACAUUCAAAAGAUUUUCUGCUACCACCCACCAAUUUGUCACGUGACAAUUUUCUAACCAGUUACGUUGUCUGUCUGUGUCUUAUGACAUGUUGCUCUGUGUGAGCAUGCUCUGUUUGACUCCAGAUCUUACCUACUGCCAAAAGCACCACAAGAUCAUGACCAAGCAAAACUACACACACUGUUCCCAACAAAUAUGUUUCUUUGUCUUUGUGUUUUAUAUAUGUUGUGUAAGUUUCUGAGUGUUUUUAGUGUGUGUGUGUGUGUGUGUGUGUGUAUGUGCGUGUGCAUGUAGUGCUUUUUCGGAGUGCCGUUUUUUUUUCUGUAGCAUUACGUUGUGCAUGUGUUGGGACAGUCCUACGGUCCUUGCCGCAAUCUAUCCUGAUGCCUGUAUGGUAUUGGAUGAGAAGUGAAGACUUGGUUUUGCACAAAGGCAAAUCAUAUGAUGAGAUGAUGUAUACACCAUUGACAUGUGUGACACCCUCUUUCAUUUUGAUUCAAAACUCGCAAUGAGCCAUUAGUGGAGAAAUGUGAUAAGCAACAA
Molecule: messenger RNA, 2078 nt
Organism: Pimephales promelas (fathead minnow)
Lineage: Eukaryota; Metazoa; Chordata; Actinopteri; Cypriniformes; Leuciscidae
Source: RefSeq, a predicted model, not a curated record